AUGUUCGACGAGGAUGUCACCGUGCAGGACCUCGCACGAGACAUAGUCACUGCGCGCAAGGAGGUCAGUUCAACUGAGGAGGAGGACGACUUCGAAGAGAGCUUCAAGACUGCCACAGACAAGUUGAACGAAGGCUCUGCUGACGGCUGCGUGCGUGCCCGUACACUACCUCCCACUGUGCGACGUCUCACGGUUAACCACGACGCCGCCCACCACAUUUCGACCAGCUACGCGUGA
Molecule: messenger RNA, 237 nt
Organism: Fomitopsis serialis
Lineage: Eukaryota; Fungi; Basidiomycota; Agaricomycetes; Polyporales; Fomitopsidaceae
Exons: 3
Coding region: 1-237 (78 amino acids)
Source: RefSeq, a predicted model, not a curated record